Phaedon cochleariae (mustard beetle) is the source of this 2517-nucleotide messenger RNA. The record is from the annotation of a GenBank genome assembly. NCBI's taxonomy places the organism in Eukaryota, Metazoa, Arthropoda, Insecta, Coleoptera, Chrysomelidae.
AUGGAAACGGAUUUUGGGGUUCAAGAUCUCGAUUUAUCAAUCUCCAACGAAGACGACAUAAGCAAAUCUUUCAAAAUGCCAGACAUGGCGCGUAUGUCAACCCCAAAGCCUGUUAUGUAUCUGGGAUCUUCUACAGAGUUCCAGCGUCAAAGUUCGGGGGUACCAAGAACACCCUACAAACCUGGCACUGGCUAUAGAUCUGGUACAGGCUUCAAACUAACCACAAACUUCAAUAAACCAGGUACUGGCUUCAAGCCAGGAACAAGCUUUCGACCUGGUACUGGAGUAGACAUUGUUAGCCGGCCUAUGACUGCUGUCAGAGGGGCUGGAUAUACAUCUCAUGGAAAACCAUUUGACCCUCUGAAUCAAGCAGCUUCCCUACCUGCUCCACCUCUGGAAUUACAAAAGGAUGAUUCGCCGGAAGAAAGGAUAAGACAGCAAGAACUGAAAAUUAUGCAACUACUGGAGGAAGCUUGUGUUGCCCAGUCUGAAAAUGAUUUCAGAAAAGCUUUGGCCAAAGCAAAAGAUGCCUCAAAUAAAGAGAGGCAUCUGAUAAGGAUGCAGGAGCAAUCUGGGCUAGGAGAUCAUCACAAUAUUGACCUAACUUAUGCUGUUCUGUUUACUUUGGCUAAUCAAUAUGCAUCAAAUGAGUUGUACACAGAAGCUAUCAACACCUAUCAGAUGAUAACCAAAAACAGGAUGUUCUCAAAUGCUUAUAGACUGAAAGUGAACAUGGGGAACAUUUAUUUCAAGCAGGGUGAAUAUCAGCUAGCUGUCAAGAUGUUUCGCAUGGCUCUUGAUCAGGUACCUUCCAGUCAAAAAAAUCUCAGGAUAAAAAUAAUGCAUAAUAUCGCCAUGGUUUUCAUCAGAAUGGGUCAAUGGGAAGAAGCAGUGAGUAGUUUGGAAUACAUAAUGAGUGAACAAGCAUGCCACAGGGCUGGGCUGCAUUUGGUUGUGUGCUGUAAAGCCCUGGAAGACAAAGAAAGAAUGAGAACUGCUUUUUCUCUCUUACUUUCUGUCCCUCUCAAUAUUGAUGAUGAAGAAAAAUAUAAUUUAGAACAGGAUUCUCCUGAAGACAUGUUGAUUGCUCUAGCAAUCCAAAAUGACGAUUUACACAAAUACGAGACUCAAAAACGCAAAGAAGCCGAAUAUUGUAUCAACACCGCUGCCAAAUUGAUCGCACCAUUCAUAGAAGAAUCCUUCAGCGAUGGUUAUGAUUGGUGUGUGGCCACCAUAAAAAACUCUGAAUACGCAAGAUUAGCUUCGGACUUGGAAAUCAACAAGGCGGUUAUGUUUCUCAAGCAGAAACAGCUGCCAGAGGCCAUUGCAACCCUGAAAGCUUUCGAAAGGGAUUCUAUCAUUGCUAUCAAUGCUGCUGUGAACCUUAGUUUCAUCUAUUACCUGCAAGGAGACUAUGAUAAUGCAUUGAAAUAUGGGGAAGUCGUUGAGAAAACGAAUGCCAAGAGUGCAGAAGGUUAUGUGAAUUAUGGCGCGAGUUUGAUGGUAAAAGGAAAGUUGGGCGAAGCAGAAAGCUGCUUCCAGAAAGCCCUGAAAAUCGAUCCCACAUUUUUCGAGGCUAUUUUCAAUCUCGGGCUAUGUUUGAAGCGACAGGGACACUACAACGAAGCCCUAGGUUGCUUCCAGAGGUUCUCAGGGUCUUUAGCACUGCUUCCUGCUGUCGUCUAUCAAGUCGCUAACUUGCUGGAGCUGAUCGGGGAUAACGAAGCUGCAGCUGACACUUACCAGCAGCUGCUGGGAUUGGUUCCCACCGACGCUAAGGCGCUACAGAAGCUGGGUGAAAUUUACGAUCAAGAAGGCGAUAAGCAGCAGGCUCAUCACUAUCACACUGAUUCUUAUAGAUAUUAUCCUGCAAACCUGUCGGUUGUCGAUUGGUUAGGAUCGUACUACAUCGAGAUGCAAGUGGUGGAAAAGGCAUUGACUUAUUUCGAAAAGGCUGCCAUAAUGCAACCGAACGAGCCAAAAUGGAACAUGAUGGUUGCAGGCUGUCACAGACGUAGUGGAAAUAUGCAUAAAGCACUGACUUUGUAUCAGGAUAUACAUAAGCAAUUCCCUGAUAAUGCGGAAUGUCUGAGAUUUUUAGUGAGGUUAUGUAGCGAUCUGGGCAUGAGAGAAGCUCAGGAUUAUCUGAUGGAACUGAAAAAGUUGGAGAAAACCAAAGAAGUACGGGAGAGGGUAAACAGUAGUAGACCUGGGUCACGAAGAAGCAAUAGCGGCCUAUCGUCGAGAGCCGGAUCUGGAUUCAGUCCGGUCCCGGAAAACGCCCCCGUUGCGAGCCCAUUGCAUUCUGGAAACAGAAACUUGCGCUCUGCAAGACUGGCGCAUGCCCACAACAGCGCUGGCAGCAUGGAUUCAGGGUUUGCCCAACCGACAGUCGAUGCAAGUUAUUCUGAUCCCUUGGGCCCGCAACCGAUGAGGCCUAGGACAGGAGCUGGGAAAGCGUUAGAUUUCGAUGAUUUUGGAAAUGAAGAAUUGGGUGAUGAUCUUUUACCCGAGUGA